AUUCUGGCUCGAACCAGGUCCGAAUUCGAUUUGGGGGUCAAGGCUCAAGAGCCUCGAGGCGCCCCCGGGCCAUGGCUGCGGCGGCGAACAAGGGAGGAGAAUGUGUGAAGGUGGUCGUCCGAUGCCGUCCCAUGAACAGCACGGAGGUGAAGGACUCCCGGGAGAACAUCGUCGAGAUGGACCUCAAGGAGGCGGUCGCGCGGGUGAGGCGCCCCGGCACCACGGAUUUCAAGGAUUUUACCUUCGACCAGGUGUACGGUCCUAACACGCAGCAGGCUGACUUCUACGAGCAGACUGGCUAUGCGAUAGUCGAGAACGUGAUGGAUGGUUACAAUGGCACAAUAUUUGCGUAUGGUCAGACAGGAACUGGAAAAACACACACAAUGGUUGGGCCCGAUGGCAACGAGGAGCAAUACGGCGUCAUUCCACGAACUUUCCAUCACAUCUUCCGGAAUAUCAACAGCACGCCGAACAAGAAAUUCUUGGUACGUGCCUCGUAUUUGGAGAUCUACAACGAGGAGAUUCGCGACCUCCUCUCCAAAACCCCCAAGGCCAAGCUCGAGCUGAAGGACCACCCGGACGGCGGCGUCAUGGUCAAGGACCUCUCCAAUCUGGUGGUCAAGGACGCCAACGGGCUCCGACAGGUGAUGGAUACGGGCAUCAAGAAUCGCAGCGUCGCCAGCACGCUCAUGAACAGCGAGUCGAGCAGAUCCCACUCGAUAUUCACCAUCACAAUCGAGACGGCGGAGAAGUUUGAGAACGACGAUAAGGACCACAUCCGGGUGGGUAAGAUGAACAUGGUCGACCUCGCAGGCUCCGAGCGCCAGAGCAAGACGGGAGCCACGGGGGAGACGCUGAAGGAGGCGACGAAGAUCAACAUGUCGCUGAGUGCCCUAGGAAACGUGAUCUCCGCCCUGGUGGACUCGAAGACCAACUUCAUUCCGUACCGCGACUCUAAGCUCACGCGGCUGCUGCAAGACUCCCUCGGCGGCAACACCAAGACGGUCAUGUGCGCCUGCGUCGGGCCCGUGGACUACAACUACGACGAGACCCUGAGCACGCUGAGGUACGCGUACCGCGCCAAGAACAUCAAGAACAAGCCGCGGAUCAACGAGGACCCGAAGGACGCGAUGAUACGGGAGUUCCAGGACGAGAUCACGCGGCUCAAGAUGAAGCUCGCCGAGCGCGGCGGCGGCGGGGGCGGGGGUGGGGCAGGCGGCGGCGCCGGGGGCGACCAAGAGG
Messenger RNA from Prorocentrum cordatum, 1242 nucleotides. NCBI's taxonomy places the organism in Eukaryota, Dinophyceae, Prorocentrales, Prorocentraceae. The record is from the annotation of a GenBank genome assembly.